AUGGUUUCUAACAACAGCGACCCAUCGAUCAAAGCUUUGAUUGUCAAGAUCGACUCCGAUACCCGCGACAUCGUCAUCGAAGAACUUGACGAAACACAUUUGCUCGUGGAUCCGUCCAAGAUCGUCUAUAUCAAACAGGAACUCAACAAGAUCCUAUCGAAAAACGCCUACAACCCGUUGCUCACGUCUCCGUUUUCGCUCACCAUGUUAUCGUACUCGUCGUCGUCCGAGUACACGUCGAGGACCAACUCUGGGUCGUCCAGAUCGAUCAUCUCACUGACAAGAUCCGCCCACAUCGAAAUAAUAACGUCCACGUCGAGCAAGUACUCGACAUCGCGAGACUUUUCUGAUUCGGCUUUGGAGUAG
Messenger RNA from Ogataea philodendri, 366 nucleotides. RefSeq lists its product as uncharacterized. Gene Ontology annotation, cellular component: transcription factor TFIIH core complex. The transcript is spliced from 2 exons. The coding region runs from base 1 to 366 and encodes 121 amino acids. The record is from RefSeq and is a predicted model, not a curated record. Lineage: Eukaryota; Fungi; Ascomycota; Pichiomycetes; Pichiales; Pichiaceae. Gene Ontology annotation, biological process: nucleotide-excision repair; transcription initiation at RNA polymerase II promoter.